This is a messenger RNA of Durio zibethinus, 1251 nucleotides long. Its product is annotated as protein OSB1, mitochondrial-like. Lineage: Eukaryota; Viridiplantae; Streptophyta; Magnoliopsida; Malvales; Malvaceae. Gene Ontology annotation, molecular function: single-stranded DNA binding. Gene Ontology annotation, cellular component: mitochondrial nucleoid. The record is from RefSeq and is a predicted model, not a curated record. Gene Ontology annotation, biological process: mitochondrial DNA replication; positive regulation of helicase activity.
GACAGGACAACUAAAAAUAAAGUUAAACCCUCGCGAGAAUCCGGAUAAGCGAGGCAGGCAAAGAAACCAAAACAUUUCUCAUUCGGCAGUUUUGCUUGCAGCCUUCUACUUCACACUUUGGCGCCAGUCGUCCGCCAAAAGCUAAAGAGAUAGAGUGGCGAUGGCGUUUGGGCUAACGCUAAUAUCAAGCAGAAACUUAUUCUUCACCGUCCCCCAAAACCCUUACCCUAAAACCCAAACCCCAAUUCUCUCCUCAGCUCCGACUCCCCAUAACUCGUCUUUUGUCAUCAACAAACGACCGCGUUCCAUUCGAACGCCGAAAUGCUCCGUCGAUUACAGAGACCAACACUACAACCUUCAAGCAUCGUACCCAAAACCCUCAGAAAUCCCUUGGAGCAAGGACCUCUGUAAUACGGUGCACCUCAUCGGCUAUGUCGGCGCUCCCGUUGAAAUCAAGCACUUGCCAUCGGGGAAAGUCCUGGCUUGGACGCAACUUGCAGUCAAAAAAUCCCCUACCGAAACCACAUGGAUUAAUUUGACAUUCUGGGAUGAGCUGGCGAAUACUGCGUAUCAGCAUGUCGAGAAAGGGCAACAAAUAUAUGUUUGUGGCCGUCUAAUUUCGGACACGGUUGAAAGUGAAGAUGGCAAACGGCAGACUUAUUACAAGAUAGUUGUCCAACAAAUGAAUUUUGUGGAAAGGAACUUCCUCUCAAUGGCUUCAUAUGAUCGUGGGUUAAGUGGGAUGCCAAAUAGGAAAUUUGGCAACAAUGGAGCGAAUAAUAUGGGCUCUACUGUGGAACUAUGGCAAGCUUUUUUUGCUAAUCCUGCAGAAUGGUGGGAUAAUAGGAAGAACAAGAGGAGCCCAAAAUCUCCAGAUUUUAAGCAUAAGGAUACCGGAGAAGCACUAUGGGUUGAAGGUAGGAAUAAUCCACACUGGGUGAAGUCCCAAUUGGCAAUACUGGAUUCUAGAAUGAGCUCUCUCAAAGAUGAGGAUGAAAGGAUGCACGCUUCAAUGGCUGGUGAUAAUCUCAUGCCUUUCUAAUGGUUUCUAGUCCUGUGUUUAUAAUGUUGCUAUAAGCUGAUUACCCUUGGCACGGUGCUGACAUUUUCCACGAGGAAGUUUUUGUUAAGUCUCAAUAGCCUUCAGAUGUAUAGUCUGUCUUGUAAAACAUUGAUCUUCUGCAAGUUCUAGUUUUAUCUGCUUUCGUUUGUCUUCUUGAAUUUCUGAAAUAUGAUCAAUUAUGUUUCUCA